Messenger RNA from Mercurialis annua (annual mercury), 1119 nucleotides. Its product is annotated as aquaporin NIP1-2. Gene Ontology annotation, cellular component: membrane. NCBI's taxonomy places the organism in Eukaryota, Viridiplantae, Streptophyta, Magnoliopsida, Malpighiales, Euphorbiaceae. Gene Ontology annotation, biological process: transmembrane transport. The transcript has 5 exons. The record is from RefSeq and is a predicted model, not a curated record. Bases 166 to 960 code for a protein of 264 amino acids. Gene Ontology annotation, molecular function: channel activity.
AAAGUGGGAUUUAAUUUCCUUAUUUUGUUUACUUUCUUUUUGGAUUCUUUCGUAUAUAAAUACUGCACAGGCCUUGAUUCUUGAAUACACUAAAACAGAGUUUUCUUGGUAUUUAAAUUAUUUUAAAGAUUUAAAGAUUCUCUGUGUUUUUUUUAAAGAUUACUAAUGGCAGAUCAUGUUUUGGAUGUCAAAGAAUGUCCUCGUCUUCCUCCUCCGCCUUCUAAAGAUUCAAUCCUGAGUUUUUCUGUGCCUUUCAUGCAAAAGUUGAUAGCUGAGGUGGUGGGGACGUAUUUUUUGAUAUUUGCGGGAUGUUCAUCGGUGGCUGUGAAUUUGAACUUUGAUAAGGUGGUGACACUUCCCGGAAUUUCAAUCGUUUGGGGUUUGGCGGUGAUGGUUUUGGUUUACUCCGUCGGUCAUAUCUCCGGCGCCCAUUUUAACCCGGCUGUCACUCUAGCUUUUGCCACCUGUAAGAGGUUUCCUUGGAGACAGGUGCCGGCUUAUAUAGCGUGCCAAGUCGCUGGUUCGACAUUAGCCGCCGGAACAGUUCGGUUAAUUUUUACGGGCAAGCAAGAUCAUUUUACUGGAACAAUGCCGGCAGGGUCAGAUAUGCAAUCCUUUGUGGUUGAGUUCAUAAUCACUUUCUAUCUUAUGUUCAUCAUAUCGGGCGUUGCGACUGAUAACCGAGCUAUUGGUGAACUUGCUGGACUCGCAGUUGGCGCAACGGUACUUCUCAAUGUGAUGUUUGCAGGGCCGAUUUCCGGGGCGUCGAUGAACCCGGCGAGAAGCUUAGGGCCAGCAAUUGUGUCACAUAAGUACAAGGGGCUAUGGAUAUAUAUAGUGUCACCAAUUUUGGGUGCACAGGCAGGUGCAUGGAUAUAUAAUAUGAUUAGAUAUACAGAUAAGCCAUUAAGAGAGAUCACAAACAGUGCUUCUUUUCUUAAGAGCACAGGUCGUGCUUGACAUUUUACAGGAUUAAAUAUUUAUGUUUUUUUUUUAAUUUGAUGUAAUUAGAUCUAAUAGAAAGGGGAAAAAAUGUAUCAGUAAUUGGUACAAUAGAAGGAUUAAGGAUGUUUUAUAAUUCUUAAUUUCCAACUUAAAUGGAAGUUUUUAUUUUGGUCA